AUGCAAGAUGGUUUCAUACGGUUAGAUAAUAAAACAGUGUGGUUCACGCUGUGGGCUAUAGUUUCAAAGUCUUUCAAAAUUAUCUUCAUAUUACAUUUUCUUCGUAAAUCAGAAGGUGGCGAAGAAACUUAUAGAAAAAUACUCAUAAAGACGUUACAGUGUCAAAAUAAACCGCCAAAUGGAGAAG
Molecule: messenger RNA, 187 nt
Organism: Trichobilharzia szidati
Lineage: Eukaryota; Metazoa; Platyhelminthes; Trematoda; Strigeidida; Schistosomatidae
Source: the annotation of a GenBank genome assembly